This is a messenger RNA of Suillus clintonianus, 594 nucleotides long. RefSeq lists its product as uncharacterized. The record is from RefSeq and is a predicted model, not a curated record. The transcript is spliced from 4 exons. NCBI's taxonomy places the organism in Eukaryota, Fungi, Basidiomycota, Agaricomycetes, Boletales, Suillaceae. Bases 1 to 594 code for a protein of 197 amino acids.
AUGCGUUCGCGGUAUAAGGAGCUCUAUAAUCCUGUGUGGCCAGCCAGCUCAAUAGGCGCCAACACCCUUAUUCUCAAUCUCCUUGCCGACCGGGCUGGAACCCUAUUGAUAGUGCAAACCUUCACGAAAAAUAAAGUCACAAGUGGAACUCCAGAGUUUCUUCCACCGACAGUUGGAGCCCUUCCAUCCGUUGUGCCAACCUAUCGACAACCCGUGACAUUGACUCAGAUAGACGUCCAGGCGCUUCUCGUCGAGUCAGAGCAGUCAGAUAUUCACCGUAUAUUUCAGCCAGUACAAAGCAGUGCAGUGUCCUUGACACACAGUCAGAGUGAUCAAGAAGACUCUAGCAGGUCUUCAUCACCAAAUCCCCCUUCAUCUCCUCGACGCACACGACGGCCUUCACCCCUUCAUUUCUCCAAGAGAGAAAGGCCAUCCAUCACCCCUAUCUCAUCAUACGUUCGCCGCAAAACACCUCAAAACUCGCCCAUCGUCCUCACUUUCGCUCAACGGGAAUACGUCGAAAGACCAGAAAUCAUCACUCCACCAUCAUUGAUGCCAAUGUCGUUGCCCACCAUUCCCCCCAUCCCUCGCUAG